Perognathus longimembris pacificus (Pacific pocket mouse) is the source of this 2649-nucleotide messenger RNA. It is a transcript of the gene Efhb, whose product is annotated as EF-hand domain family member B. Bases 1 to 2649 code for a protein of 882 amino acids. Gene Ontology annotation, molecular function: calcium ion binding. NCBI's taxonomy places the organism in Eukaryota, Metazoa, Chordata, Mammalia, Rodentia, Heteromyidae. The transcript is spliced from 14 exons. The record is from RefSeq and is a predicted model, not a curated record.
AUGACGGGGCCUGGGGAGAACUCUCCCCUGAGCAUGGAGGUCUGUUUUACCCAAAAAGGAAAAGAUGACUUAGAAGACAGGAGCACGCUUAUGGGGACAAAACCGCCUACAGAGUUAGGGCUGGGACUAGGACUUGAAAAAGGAAAUCGUCUGUGGGAGGAGAGCCCUGCGGUGAGGAAUCAUUAUCAUGAGAACUUGGCGUCAUCAGAAACAAAACCUCCACUGGGCCCUGGGCCUGAAAUGGGAUUAUUAGAAAGACAGAUUGCCUUGUCUGCUGAGAAGUACAAUUUAGGAGGUGACGGGGCAUCAGAUUUCAGGGGGGCACAGCCUCUGGGUGUGUUGCCAGAAAGAAGAGUGGGGUUAGAAUACAAGUACCUUGAAGGCUGUCCUGGGGGAUGGGUGACACCGCCCCCUCUGACCAUGCCCUGUAGGCUUCCCCAGGCUGAACGGUGUAAGAAGGAACCUAAGGCCAGUGGCCCGGAAGAAACAAAGGCUUCAGUGGGAAAGCAACCCGUUUCAAGUUUAGAACCCGGAGAGCAACAGGAAAAAAAGUCCACUUGUGUUGUGGUGAAACCCAGAAUAGACCUGGACUCUGUGGAUGUAGACAUUGGGCUGCCGCCAGGGGAGGACGCAGAUGAAACUAAGGCUCCAGAGCCCCAAGUGGGCUUGGUGAUUGAACCUCCUUGGAAUCAGUUUGUCCCACAACCCGAAGAGAAAAAGGAGGCUGCAAACACUGAACAGGGAGUGGAACCUCCAGAUUGCAUCAGACCCAUAUACUCUGGGAAAUAUUUUGACCGGACACCUUGCUUGCCAAGUGCAGGAAAAAUUAAACCGGUUGGAUAUAGAGUUGCAACUUGUCUGACUGAAAAACUGCCUAGGCUGAUCACGCCACCUGAGGCCAAAAAAUACUUCAACUUUAGAUAUCCACCUCCUGGAGAAGAAAGAAUAUUUUAUGGCAGAGCAAAUGAUCCCCAAAUUGCACCAUAUUUGACCCAUGGAAUAAGAUCUAAAAUUACAGUACCGGCUCACGCAUUGAUAAACCCACAGCCUAUCACCAGAUUUCAACAGUUAGUUAAAGAUAAAAAAGAAUCUGUGUAUCUUAGCAAUCAACAAGCACCAUUAGGAAGAUCCCAAGAUCAAACACCAGGAUUACCAAAAGGACUGGAUAUAAUCAAAACAACAUUUGGGACACCAGUCAUCAGAGAAUUCUCUGCUAGAGAAGUAGUGAACCCACCCAAAUCCCAUGAAGAAGUACUUAAAGAAGGAAAUGAGGGACAUGAUUUGUAUGUUGUUUCUCACAAUGAUUAUUAUGCUGGAGAACCAAAGAACCGGAAGUAUAACCCAUCAAGUUUCCAAACAUCCAACGUAUUUGGAGUCCGAACACCACACUAUAAUAAUGGAAAAGGCAUGGCAAAAUCUUUAUAUUGGCUCCAUGAACUACAAAUGAAAAAUGGAAGUAAAAUUGUAUCCAAGAGAGUUGAUGAUUUCAAAGAAAAGUUUCAACAUAAAGUUGGAAGAGUUUUAGAUCCCAUUGCAGAGACAAUGAAUAUCCCCCCAGGCCAUGCCUUUGGAGGUUGUCUCCAUCCUGAGAUGUAUGGAGUUGGUGAUCUUAUUCAUAAUAGACCUUUGGAAGAAUGUCUUCGAGGGAAAGAUAGACAGCGAGCCAUGAUUGCAGCCGUCCGACACCACCUGAAGAAAUUUAAUUUCCAAAACUUUGACAGUUUGCUGGAGGCCUUUCAUCAUUAUGACAAGAAUGGAGACGGGAUGAUAGAUAAAGUAGAGCUGCUUGGAGCUUGUAGCCAGGCCAAUUUACGUUUGGAUACGAAGCUCCUGGACCAACUAUUUGACUACUGUGAUGUGGAUAAUGAUGGCAUGAUUAACUAUCUAGAAUUUGCAAAUUUUCUGAACUGGAAAGACAAAUUUACUCUUAAGGAGUAUGAAAAAAGAGUCAUUAUUAAAGGUAGAAAACCAGACUGCACCUACCCUGCUGAGGCUAACUUAGAAGAAACCGAACCCACCCUGCUGAUCAAGCCUGAAGAUAUGGUCCCAAAAGAACCAGGGAGCUCAGAGCAGACUCUGCGGACACUUUUGAGACCGACCGAUAAAGUUGCUCACUGUUAUACGACAACGUCUUCUGAGAUCAAUGCAGUUGUUGGAGCUGUUCCAUCUAUUUGUUACCCCAUCUUUGGUGUUCCAACUGUCCGAUCUGAUAUUCCUGCCCCACGAAUCCGUCGCAUCAGUGACAGAACAAAUUAUGGCAAAGACGGCAAUGCUUACUCAUUACUGCAUCCUACCAUCUUCGCCCAGAAAGGAGUGUAUGAAAGAGACUUCUUCCAGGCUAGAUCAAAAGAAGAGAUUAAAGAGAUCCUAUGUAACAUUGGUGUUCAGCUUUCUGAAGAGGAAUUUGAGACCGUAUGGAACCUGGCGUCCAAGAAACACCACAGAGGAGAAGUGUGUGUGGAGACGAUCAGGAAUGCGCUGGAUGAGUUACUGCAGAAAGACCUGACCAAGUGCAAAACAGCCGGAUGUCCAGUGUUGGCAUUGGUAAAUUCAACAAUUCCCACAGGUUUACCUUUCAAGGGAAUUAAAGAAUAUCAGUUAGGGCAUGUCUAUUACUUGUUUUAUGCUCUAAGCACAGCUUAUUACUAG